Molecule: messenger RNA, 1049 nt
Organism: Phyllostomus discolor (pale spear-nosed bat)
Lineage: Eukaryota; Metazoa; Chordata; Mammalia; Chiroptera; Phyllostomidae
Gene: CCDC70
Product: coiled-coil domain containing 70
Exons: 1
Coding region: 248-910 (220 amino acids)
Source: RefSeq, a predicted model, not a curated record
AGCUUGAUGACAUCAACACCUUCAGUGCAAAGCCUUGACAACCCAGCAUGUUUUUCUAGCAAAGCCUGUUCCUCCAACACUACCAAGGGGACAGAGAAAGAAAUGGCUGGUUAAAUUGUCCCAGAUCAAAUGGUACGUGCUCAAGGGCUCGUCCUCUGCAAUGUGACACUCACGGACGUGUUCUCUCUGGUGUGUCCCCUUAGGUUUUGACCGGCUGACCUGGACUUGGCCAGUGGCCCUGUGGUCCAUGAUGGCCAACCCGCUGUCCUGGCUGGGCAGGAAGAUGUCUCUCUUCAAGGUGUGCAAACGGAUAGGACUUGGCUGCUUCCGGUCACUGCUGGGCUCCUUGCCCAACGUUCACCGGAAGAAAGGAACCUACAAGCUGCAGGAGGAAAAGGCUUUCCUGGAAGAGAUCAGAGUCUUCCGUGGGAAAAUAGAAGACUUCAGGGCGGAGAUGUGGCAUUUCCGAGGCAAGAUCCGUGCUUUCCAGGACCAGGUGUUGAGCUCCUGGGAAGAGGAGAGACCUUUCUGGGAAGAGGAGGAAGCCUUCUGGGAGGAGGAGAAAGCCUUCUGGGAAAGGGAAAAGUCCUUCCGCGAAGAGGAGGAGAGCUUCUGGGAGAAGCACUGUCUCUUCUGGAGGGAGGACAAGGCCUUGCAGGAGAUAGACCUGUACCUUCUUCAGGAGGACAAGGCUCUCUGGGAGGAAGGCAAGGCCCUGUGGGUCGAGGAGCGCGCCCUCCUGGAGGAGGAGAAGGCCCUGUGGGAGGACAACAAGUCCCUCUGGGGGGAGGAGAACGUGUUCUGGGCGGAAGGGGGUGGCCACGCUGCUGAGGAGCAGAUGGGCGAGGACGGGCACCGCGAUGUGCAGAGGGGGCCACGGGCACCCGCCUUCUCCCGGAGCCGGGCGUGAGCACGGGAGACGAGGGCCCGCGGCGGGGCCAGACUCUGCCAGAUCGGGACCCGAGUCUGGGGUGACCCCACGGGCCGGAGGAAAUAGGCACUUGCUGGUCUCCUUGCUCUAAAAGAUCUAAUAAAGUCCUCAGGAGAGA